This is a messenger RNA of Vespa crabro (European hornet), 2272 nucleotides long. RefSeq names its product alanine--glyoxylate aminotransferase 2-like. Gene Ontology annotation, molecular function: transaminase activity; pyridoxal phosphate binding. Gene Ontology annotation, cellular component: mitochondrion. The record is from RefSeq and is a predicted model, not a curated record. NCBI's taxonomy places the organism in Eukaryota, Metazoa, Arthropoda, Insecta, Hymenoptera, Vespidae. Bases 694 to 2145 code for a protein of 483 amino acids. The transcript is spliced from 9 exons.
GUAACUAUUCUGACAGUUGACAUAUAAAGAUACAUAUCAGUAUUACAGAUAAACGACGUCAGAAAGCCUUACAUUUACAUAUAUUUAAUCGUUUUAAAUUAAGUUGAUUUGAGUUGUCAUAAAUUCCACAUGUACAACUAGAUUUAAACUUCAAUGAUAAACAGUAAUUAUUAAUGAAUUCAACCAAUAAUAUUAUUAAAUAUAUAUUAUAAUAUCCGAUUGUAUUAUUUUUAUCGUAAUAUUAACAUUUCUUUUCUUUUUGAAGCAUUGCGUUAAUUGAUCUCAAUGAGACUGAGAAAUUAAUUAAGAUUAUUCUCGUAAUGUUCUAUGGAAAUCUGUAAAAUGUAACAACAAGAAUAUUGAAUUUUCCAGUCAUAAAAUACGUUCAAGUCAAACGUAAAAUUUUCCACAGCUUCAAUCCAUCAUUGUAGACUUAAUUUGAGAAUUUCAAGGAUCCUGGUUGAAAAAUAUUAUCACAUUAUCACAGACACCCUCAGUUUUCGAGGCAAACAAAGGUUUUAUGUAAUGGCGGGUAAUCCCCCACCAUGACUACUACUGCAAACCUUCCUCUUAGCUAAUAUCCAAAAAUCCGUCAGUCUAAUCAAGCGCUCUGUAAGUGACAACAUUAACAAGCACAGAUAAAAUACUACAACUCUGCAACAAAAUCUAAAAAUACAAAAUAAUUUUCCAAUCAUGGCUGAAUCUCUCGAACAGAUGUCAAAAAUUGACACAAUUAAACUUCGCGAACGGCAUAUCGGACAAUCAUGCAAACUGUUUUACAAGUCCAAUCCAUUAAAAAUUGUCAAAGCCGAAGGACAGUAUAUGUUUGACGAAAAAGGUGGACGUUAUUUGGAUUGCAUAAACAAUGUCGCGCAUGUUGGACACUGUCAUCCGGAUGUUGUAAAAGCCGGACAAGAACAAAUGGCAUUACUAUCGACGAACAAUCGUUUUCUACACGACAAUAUUGUGAUUUGUGCGAGACGAUUGACUUCUUUAAUGCCGGAACCUUUAUCCGUUUGUUUUUUCGUUAAUUCUGGAAGCGAAGCCAACGAUCUUGCGCUUCGUCUAGCACAAACACACACAGGAAAUAAGGACAUUAUCACUCUCGAUCACGCUUACCAUGGUCACUUAACGUCAAUGAUCGAUAUCUCGCCAUAUAAAUUUAAUCAAAUGAAAAAUGGAAAGAAGGAUUGGAUCCAUGUGGCACUCUGUCCAGACGUAUAUCGUGGUAAAUAUCGCGAUGAUGAUUAUCCUAAUCAAGAUCUUGGUCUAAAAUAUGCGGAAGAUGUAAAACGGAUAACAGAUGAUCUGAAACUUAAAGAUCGAGGUGUUUGUGCAUAUAUUGCAGAGAGUCUAAUGUCCGUCGGCGGACAAAUUCUUCCUCCUAAAAAUUAUUUUAAAAACGUAUUCAGAUACGUAAGAGAAGCUGGUGGUGUAUGUAUUGCCGACGAGGUUCAAGUUGGUUUUGGUAGAGUCGGUAGUCACAUGUGGGCCUUUCAACUUUAUGGAGAAGACGUGAUACCAGAUAUCGUAACAGUUGGAAAACCAAUGGGUAAUGGACAUCCAGUAGCAGCAGUAAUCACUACACCUGAAAUUGCAACCAGUUUCAAGAACACCGGAAUCGAAUAUUUCAAUACGUAUGGCGGUAAUCCAGUAUCCUGCGCGGUAGCCAAUGCUGUUAUGGAAGUUAUCGAACGUGAUAACUUACAAGAAAAUGCUUUUCGGGUUGGGCAACAUUUAAUGAUGGAAUUAAAAAAAUUAUCUAAACGUAGAAAGAUCAUCGGUGACAUUCGUGGUGUGGGACUGUUCAUUGGUAUCGAAUUAGUAAGAAACAGAAUAAAAAAGAUUCCAGCUACUGCCGAAGCGAAACAUAUUGUUUCUAGAAUGAAAGAAAAGAAAAUUCUCGUUAGCAGUGAUGGUCCAGAUGAUAACAUUCUCAAAUUGAAACCACCUAUGGUAUUCACUAUUGAAAAUGCUAACGAUUUUAUAUCCGUUCUCGAUGAGGUUCUACAGGAAAUUGAGAUUGAUAUCGAAAAGGAAUUAGAAGUUACACGAACGGUGAUCAAAGCAACAAUUUCACAGAUGAAUCUUGAUAAUAAUUCGACUCCUACCAAAACAAAUUCGGUUCUCGUUCGUGCGAGUUAAUUAUUUAUUUAUGACGAUUGAAGAGAUGCAAAGUAUUAUACCAUUAUAAUUAUUUUGCGUAAAAAAUGAUAUUUUUUUCUAAUUAAGAAUGUUAUUCCUUUUAUAAUAAAAAAUUUAUUCGUCUGUA